This is a messenger RNA of Mya arenaria, 393 nucleotides long. RefSeq lists its product as uncharacterized. Bases 1 to 393 code for a protein of 130 amino acids. NCBI's taxonomy places the organism in Eukaryota, Metazoa, Mollusca, Bivalvia, Myida, Myidae. The record is from RefSeq and is a predicted model, not a curated record. The transcript has 3 exons.
AUGACUAUAAACGAGGCAUACGAACAGUCUCCCGACCCCUGUUCCUACUUUCGGUCAGACGUGUGCCCAACCACCGCCUACUAUUUCACGUGCGCGGGGAAUGGAUCACCCUCGUGCAGACACAAAUGCGAGGGGCCGAAUGGGCAGGGCUUAUGUGGGGAUCAUGGCACGUGCUUCUUUGGUCUCCAAGACAAUGCACUAGCUUGCAAGUGCGAGGUGACGUCAUGGCACGUGUAUCACGGCGCGCAAUGUGAGCAGACGACAGCGACACUUUGGUUCGUGUUGGCGGUAUCUCUUGGUACAGGAAGUGCAUUGCUGCUCAUUCUUGUAGUCAUCAUUAUUUGGCUCUGCAUACGCGGCCGACGAGAUAAACAGGCGCAUGACGUCAGGUAA